Talaromyces stipitatus ATCC 10500 is the source of this 1155-nucleotide messenger RNA. RefSeq names its product RAB GTPase Ypt5, putative. Lineage: Eukaryota; Fungi; Ascomycota; Eurotiomycetes; Eurotiales; Trichocomaceae. Bases 162 to 818 code for a protein of 218 amino acids. The transcript is spliced from 5 exons. Gene Ontology annotation, molecular function: GTP binding; GTPase activity. The record is from RefSeq and is a predicted model, not a curated record.
GGGCCCUCAACAUACAGACCAGGCCCCAGUUCAACAAUCUCACUCUUCUAUACCCGCACAGUCAUCCAUCGGUACUACGCGAACCUUUCUAUUCUACGCAGCCGAAGGACUCAUCACUGUCGUUUUCUUGAAUAUAAAAUACCCAUCCAGAUCCCGAAGACAUGGCUGCGAGAGCACCCGUUGGCGGUCGCCCCGGUGCGAGGUUCGCCCAGUUCAAGCUUGUCUUACUCGGAGAAUCUGCUGUUGGAAAGAGUUCGUUGGUUCUGCGGUUUGUCAAGGACCAAUUUGAUGAUUACAGAGAGUCGACGAUCGGCGCAGCCUUCCUAACACAAACAAUCUCUUUGGAUGAGAACACGACAGUCAAGUUCGAAAUCUGGGACACAGCAGGCCAAGAACGAUACAAGUCAUUGGCACCCAUGUACUAUAGAAAUGCGAACUGCGCUGUUGUCGUUUAUGAUAUUACACAAUCGGCAUCGCUCGAUAAGGCGAAGUCGUGGGUCAAGGAAUUGCAACGUCAAGCGAACGAGAAUAUCAUCAUCGCCCUAGCUGGAAAUAAAUUGGAUUUGGUUACCGAAAACCCCGAUAAGCGUGCUAUUGCGACUGCCGAUGCGGAGGCAUAUGCUAAGGAGGCUGGAUUGCUCUUCUUCGAGACCUCAGCUAAGACCACCACCAACGUCAAGGAACUGUUCACUGCCAUCGCAAAGAAGUUGCCGCUCGAUCAAGCCGGACCACGAAACCUGCGAACAAACACGAGACCUGGUGUCGAUCUCCGACCGGAGGCUGCCGGUACCCAAGGGGCUAAUGGUUGCGCUUGUUAGUUUAUCUAAUAAUCUUCGACUAAGUCUGUUCUAUUCCCAGAAUAUCCCACGAGAGGAUUACUGCUGGAAGGACUGAUAGUCUUUUUUUUUUGCUGUAUUUCAACUUAUUUUUACAUGUCUACUGUUAAUUUUCCGAGGGCGUCGUUAUACCUGUUGUUGGUCAGAUUUCUUUGUUUGUCAAGCUGCUCAAGCUAUCUCUUAUUUCUCUUAUUUCAUACAAUGCUUUUCAAAUCCUCUUCAUCUCUAUCUAGAUCUGUCGGUCGUUAUUGAACUGCUUAGGCAGUUUUCUUGGGUAGCUGUACUUAUUGCGAAUUAAAUAACACCAUAAUUUUUCAGC